AUGGGAUUAAAAAAUUUAAUUAUUAGAGGAAGAAAUUAUAUUUCUGAUCACUUAACAAAAUCAUCAUUGGAAAAAGCAAUUAUAAGAAGACAAAAAAGAGGAAAAGUUAUUGAAAAUGAAAAAUUAAUUAUUUUAGGUUGUGGUUGGGGAUCUUAUUCAUUUUUAAAAAAUUUAAAUUCAAUAAAAUAUGAUAUUACAGUAAUUUCACCAAGAAAUCAUUUUUUAUUUACACCAUUAUUAACAUCAUCAGCAGUUGGUACAUUAGAAUUUAGAUCAAUUGCAGAACCAGUUAGAACAACAAGAGAUAUUAAUGAAUUUAAAUAUAUUCAAGCAUCAGUUACAUCAAUUAAUCCAGAAAAUAAUAGUGUACUGGUGAAAUCAACAUUUCAUAAUGAGAAACCAUUUGAGAUGAAAUAUGAUAAAUUAGUGAUUGGUGUUGGUAGUAGAAAUAAUACGUUUGGUAUUAAAGGUGUUGAAGAGAAUGCCAACUUUUUAAAAGAACUUCAUCAUGCCAGAGAAAUUCGUCAAAAGAUUAUAGAAUGUUUUGAACGUGCAUCAUUGCCAGAUGUUUCAACUGAAGAACGUGAAAGACUAUUAUCGUUCGUUAUCGUCGGUGGUGGUGCUACAGGUAUAGAAUUCACGUCUGAAUUAAAUGAUUUCUUUAGUGAAGAUUUGUCAAGACUUUUCCCAUUCGUGCCAGUAAAUGAAGUGAAAAUCAUUCUAUUGGAGGCAUCGGGUAAAAUCUUGAGUACGUUCGACCAGAAGUUGGUGAAAAAGGCGUUGAUAAAUUUCCGAAAUUCCGGCAUCGAUGUCAGAACUCAUAGUUCGGUAAAGGAGGUAUUGAAAGAUUAUGUUAUUUUGGAUAAUGGUGAUAGAAUUCCAUAUGGUUUAUUAGUUUGGUCAACUGGUAUAGGUCAACAUCCACUUGUUAAAAACUCAUCAUUUGAAAAGGAUAGCCAUGAUAGAAUCAUUGUUGAUGAUCAUUUACGUGUUAAAAACUAUUCAAAUGUAUUUAGUUUUGGUGAUUGUGCAAAUGUUGAAAAUAAAAAUUAUCCACCAACUGCUCAAGUAGCUUCACAAUCUGCUGUUUAUUUAGCAAAAGAAUUUAAUAAUCUUGAAAAGUUAAAUCCAAAUCCACCAAAACCAUUUGCUUUUAAAUUUUUAGGUUUAUUAGCUUAUACUGGUAAAAAAAGUGGUAUUUUACAAACUGAUUUCUUCGAUUUAAGUGGUUUUAUUGGUUUUAUUACUUGGAGGAGUGCAUAUUUAACUAGAUUAGGUUCUUUACGUUCAAAAAUACAAGUACCUUUUGACUGGAUGCGUACUUUAAUAUUUGGAAGAGAUAUUAGUAGUUUUUAA
Molecule: messenger RNA, 1356 nt
Organism: Dictyostelium discoideum AX4
Lineage: Eukaryota; Evosea; Eumycetozoa; Dictyosteliales; Dictyosteliaceae
Exons: 4
Coding region: 1-1356 (451 amino acids)
Biological process (GO): proton transmembrane transport
Molecular function (GO): NADH dehydrogenase activity; oxidoreductase activity; NADH dehydrogenase (ubiquinone) activity
Source: RefSeq, a predicted model, not a curated record